Mercenaria mercenaria is the source of this 9489-nucleotide messenger RNA. Its product is annotated as eyes absent homolog 1-like. NCBI's taxonomy places the organism in Eukaryota, Metazoa, Mollusca, Bivalvia, Venerida, Veneridae. Gene Ontology annotation, molecular function: protein tyrosine phosphatase activity. The transcript is spliced from 18 exons. Gene Ontology annotation, biological process: multicellular organism development; negative regulation of extrinsic apoptotic signaling pathway in absence of ligand; cell differentiation. The coding region runs from base 2129 to 4114 and encodes 661 amino acids. The record is from RefSeq and is a predicted model, not a curated record. Gene Ontology annotation, cellular component: nucleus.
CUGGCGGUAAUCCUCGUUUGACCAUUUCGAGCCUUAUAUUUCCUGUAGCAGUACCACGCUAGCACUCUUCAUGAUUAACUCAUUUUUGUCUGUCUCCAUCAUUAUUGUGUAUUUUCGUGAAAUAUUAUCGUUUUAGCUAUAGAAAGUAUUGUUCUUCCUUCCUUUCUAUUGUCAUACACGACAAUAAAUACAAAUGGAAGGUUAUUACAGAUAAUUCACUGUAUUUCCCAAAGCCAGCCCUCCAUUAGGUUAAUUUGUUAUUGUUCGGAGCAACGAGCUUCCACUUCAAGUUAAGAGGGGUUUUAUGGCAUAUAAUAAUUAGUGGAGAGCUGAAAAUAGUGCCUCAGCCAUUGACAGAAAUUUUCGUCAAUGGGGAUCAACUGAAAUUGUCACUUGGCAUGCUAUUAUGUUUAUAUGGAGCAAACAGUUUAGAACAGUCAACUUUCUAUAUUGCUCAUUUCGGCUUUAUUUUUAGUAACAGACUUACGCCUGGCAGUUAAUUUCUGAAGUUUUCAUUUUUAUUGAUAUAAAAACUUUCAAACUUUUUUUUCUUAUUUUUUUUCUCCCAUGUAAUGAUAAAGUAUUGAAAUUUUAAAAGGAAACGGCAAAAGCAGGAGAUAUAAGUAUAUGAAAACAACGCUUGAUGAAGUUUUAUUUGCAUUUAGUAAUUUUCUUGGAGUGAUUAGACACCAGAUAGUGUAGAUUCAACAGCAUUUAGAAUUCAGACAUUGGUAUAUAUGAAGAACCUGAUGUACAUCAUGAUGUAAUGAUAGUCAACAAAUGUUCAUACAACAUACAUGAAUGGCCGAAGAAUGACAGAAAUAGUGUACAGAAAUCACGAAACCAGGGGUUGUAAGUUUGAGCCGCUUGCUCCUCCAACUUAAAGAUUACUAACAUUGCGGUAAGAAUUUGGUAUUACACCUGGCAGUUGCUAACGAACCAGGAAUGCUUUCGGAAUUGAUGCGACUUUUAUAUUUUGCACUAUCCUCCCACUAACAUUCUUGGAGGAGUCACCCAUAUUGGUUACUGGUGGCGAUUGUUAUUAAGCUUACAACAGACAAGCAGUAGUCUACAGCGUAUUUCAGGAUAUACAUGAAAGAACUACUGACAUUGAAGCAUCCAGUAUCGGUAAGGUCAUAUAUUGCAGACGAAAAAAUUUCGAUAUGAUUUUGUGGUAACAUGAGCAGUGACAGUAUUGCUUUUAAUAUUGUCGCAUAUUAGUAUUCCAUUUCAAAAUAUUAUAUCUGGUCCUAAAGAGAAUGACUAGGUAAAGUGGUUGAAUGUACAACUUUUCUCGUUACGUGCUAAUUUUUUUCCUGAUCAGUUAGGUAUUGUCUCUUCAUUGUUUUAAUUUUUUCCUUUUAAAAUGUACGAUCAAGCAUGUAGAUUAAUUGUUUGUUACAAUUAAAAAGGUUUGUUAAAUAGUUCAUGAGCAUUGUAUACGGCUCAUUUAAGGCUCGUCAGAAGGAAAAAUCACGUAGAUCUCACUGGUUUUCAAUGCUGCGUCUAUUUAUCUCUAAAUCUAAGAUUGCUUGCCUCGUGCCCUUUUUCAAUAUGGAAAAAACUGGGUCACAUGUGAGACAAAACUAUGUUUUAUGGUUUCAUUAAAAAAAUCGCAUAGUUUUGUCAAAGCAGAUCGUGAAGUUUAUACUAUCUCAUAGAUUUAAAAUAACACAAUUUUUUUACAAAAUAGUUGUGAAUAUUUAUUAUGUUUUUGUAAAUAUAUCAUUUAUGAUUGAGGAAAAGUUUCCUGGGUAUUUUAUUUGUAAUUAUUUCAUCCCUUAUUGUGCUAAAUAUGCAUAUCUGUAAUUGGCCAAAGACAGUAAUGUGAAAACAUGCAUGAAAUUCAUGAUAACAUCUGCGGUGAUUUUUUAAAAUGGGGAUUGUCUAUCACUUCGUGAUAGAUUGUUACGCUUCAGGGACCAUUUUGCUAUGCCUACCCCAAAAUGCUCAGUGAAAAAAAACGCUAAAUUCUGGUACAUUUAUUUAAAGUUUUCUCGGAGAAUAUGAUAUUAUAAAAUUAGGAUAUGGAAUAUCGGCUUAAAAUAUUUUGGAUAUAAAUUUUGUACACAGUUCGUUAUUAGUGGAUCUGGUUAUAACAUAAAUUUUGAAUGUUGACAUUUGACAGAUGAGAGUAUUACAGGAAUUACAACCAGUGAACUGCAAUCAUCCAAGUCCGUCAUUGAAUCAAGUCGAAGAAAACUCAUCUAGUCAUACAUCUACAGAUUCUAAAGACGGUUACACGGAAAUUACUCCAAAUGGCACCACUGAAGGUGAUAUACCAUCCCUGGUCACUACAGGGGAUUCUGUGCUGCAGGCUGGUGAGCCGUGGGUAAUGUCAGGAGUUGCUGGCCCACUCACAGUAAUUACUAUAAAACCAAGUCUUGGUGACACGUCUAUGACUGGUUCCCCCCUCUCACCAGGAGAGGUUAUAACGAUUCCAAUAGACUGGUUCACAGGUAGAGGUGAUCCAAACAAAACAUUGGCAGAUCUUCAUAAUCCAAACUUUAUUGCAAAUUUUUUAAAUAGUUCUAGAGCCGUAGCUUACCCACAUAUUGUUCAAGUUCCUACUAGUGACACAGCAGCAUCAUCAUCAUCCUCAUCAGAAACAGCGAACGAAGGUACCUCAGAAACAAACGUUACCCCCUCAGCUUCGGCAACAAGUGAAACAGAGCGGGUAGACAGUGAAACUCCCACCACAAUGCAGGCAUACAGCCAGAAUGCGGCUGCGCAGUUUGGGGCUUUCUACAACAGCCCCACUGCUCAGAGUUAUAUACCUCCAUACCAGUCAUCAGCAGACAUAAAGUCAAUAAAGAUGAACACACAAUACCCAGGAUAUGGUGCCAACUUUGCCCAGGCAGGUCAAGCAGGCUUUCCAUACAGUCCUGGCUCAUUUCCCGGUACAGGAAACAGCACAACAUCAUCAUCAGUAUAUUCACCACAACAACAGGCGACUAUAGACAGUUACUACAGCCAGUAUAGCAAUGCAGCAGCUAACGCGUAUUAUCCGUACCAGUAUGUUCCGACAACCCUCUCAGGGACCACGACAGCCGUGCCUUCGAAUAAUUCACAAACCUAUGUGUUAGAUCUACCCCCAGCAAACAUGGCCACAGCUACUAGUAGUGUUCAGGGGUCACACAUGGAUCUACAGUCACCCUCCAAUUCCACAGGUGACAGUGGGGGCCAGUACACUAUACCAACCAGUCCAUCACCGCCUUUAGAUAGAGCUAGACAAAAAGGUAGUAAAAAUCGUCAAGGUCGGCGGCAAAACCCUUCACCAAGUCCGGAGUCUGAUUUAGAACGUGUUUUUAUAUGGGAUCUAGAUGAAACAAUAAUCAUUUUCCACUCAUUACUAACAGGAUCCUAUGCUCAAAGAUACGGAAAGGAUCCACAGGCCUCAGUUCAACUAGGUUUACGGAUGGAGGAGAUGAUCUUUAGUUUAGCAGAUACUCAUUUAUUCUUUAAUGAUUUGGAGGAAUGUGAUCAAGUACAUAUUGAUGAUGUGUCAUCUGAUGACAAUGGACAAGAUUUAAGUACUUACAAUUUUGCUGCUGAUGGUUUCCGACAAGCAGCAACAAAUGCCAAUUUGUGCCUAGCAACGGGUGUACGUGGUGGCGUAGACUGGAUGAGAAAAUUAGCGUUCAGAUACCGACGAAUAAAGGAAUUGUACAAUACUUACAGAACUAAUGUUGGAGGUGUUAUAGGACCACAGAAACGUGAUCAGUGGGUUCAACUACGUCAAGAAAUUGAGAAUCUUACUGACAACUGGUUAACUCUCGCCCUCAAAUCACUUAGUAUCAUCAACUCAAGAUCAAACUGUGUGAAUGUACUAGUCACAACAACCCAGUUAGUGCCUGCCCUAGCUAAAACCUUGUUGUACGGCCUUGGUGGUGUAUUUGCUAUAGAAAAUGUCUAUAGUGCUACAAAAAUAGGUAAAGAGUCUUGUUUUGAGAGAAUCGUGUCACGAUUUGGAAAGAAAUGUACAUAUGUUGUCGUAGGUGAUGGUCGGGAUGAGGAAGCUGCCGCAAAACAAAUGACCUGGCCUUUCUGGAGAAUUUCAAAUCAUUCCGACUUAGCGGCACUGCAUCAUGCGCUAGAACUGAGCUACCUCUAGAAGAAACAGACAGAACGUUAUUUUCUCAUUGCUUACAUGCUGCUUUUCAUAGCAACAUUGUGACUGCUAUUUUAUAGCAAUAUACUGCUAUAUAUAGUAAUUUAUGAACCUGUUCCUGUAUUUAUGGUUAGGUCAGUCCACGGAUAGUCAUGUUAAUGAAUUCCGUGGACUCGGAAUUAACCGACCGAUGACAGUGCUGGAGGCCAUGUUGUUGGAAAAUGUUUUACUAGAUCGUGCAAAAUCAGUGGUUUUAUUUUCUGACAUAGCGAUGUUAAAAACUAUGAGAUUAUGUAUUUGUCAGAAGCUUGAACGAAAGUAUGACAGUAAAAGACAUACACAGGUACAUGCAAGGAGCUGGCCGAAUGAAAGUGUGUAAACUUGAGCAGAAAAUAAGAAAAUCUUGUGAAAGUAGUGAAAGGAGACACUUCAAAUAAAUGGAAAUGUGAUAGGUAACGGCACGAUCUAAUGGAAAGAAGUACAAUGUGUGGGCAAACCGACAUGUUUUAAACACGCUAUUUUCCUGCGUGUUAAUAUAAACCGAACAUUCAGCAUUAAAUACUUUGUGUGUGACGAGUACAGUUGAAUUUACACAUUGUGUCACAUCGUCACUGUGGUUUUUGCAGUAAAUGUGUAUAUUUGAAGAUUUUGUGUGUACAUAAUCCGCAAUGGAAAGAAGUCAGGAACGUGAACAUUUACCACAGAAUUUCUGUUUUUGAGUGAUUUAAAUCUAUCUAUAUAUAUAUAUGUAUUGACACAUAUAUAUAUAUAUGUAAUAUAUAUAUUGUUGAGACGUGCCAUUUUGUUUAUGUUUUGUUUGUUUCAUAUAUAUAUAUCUUAUCUGCACUUUAUUUAUCCAGACGGUAAUUAACCACUUUUAAUAGGAAAAAUGAAAUGUACAGCUGCGCAGGAUUUCAUGUCACUUUUACAUAUGCAUGAAAAAUUUGUUUCUACAUUUACAUAAUUAUUGAUGAAUUUUGAAAUUACAGUUCCUACUCACCAGUAGAAUAGGCUGAUCUGUUUAUGCUUUAAGUUCACACUGCAUGUAUUUUUUAUACAAGAUUUAGCUCUUUAUAAUGAUUUUUUAAAACUUUUUUAUAUCUUGAUUUAUGUUUUAGACAGUAUUGAUACUUACUUAAUUUAGAGUUAAAUCAGAUGAAAAAAAAACUGUAUUUACCUCUGAAAAUACAUGUAACAAUAAAAAAUUUAACAGCUGUUUUACUAAACUUUAUUGUUUAUCAGUAUUUAAUAGAAGUGAUUUUAACUACAAGAGAUUGGUGUACAUUCAUCAGUAUUGGGUUGUUACGGUGUGUGUUGCAAAAUACAGUGCCAUUUUCUGACACGUGCAAUUCUAAUAGGAUAAGUAAAUGUUCGUACCAUGAAUAAAACUGUCACUGCCUCUUUUGGCUAUUCAAUUUGGAACAAUGUAAAACAGUAUAUUCAAUUGCAAUUUUUUGUACUCUGUUUUGUUAUGCAAUGGCUAUUUAUUUAGUUAGGAAUAUGCACUAUUUUGUUCCGCAAAACAAUUUGAACAUAUUGUUGUUCACAAUUCAAAAUAUCAGACAUAUUUUUUUUUAGCAAUUUUAGGUUCUGCUUCGUUGAAUGAAGGAUCAUGUGAAAAUUUUAACAAUCAAAUGUAAGAAAUAUGGCAUCCGUUUAGUUUGCUCUGACAUGUAUUUUAAUUUUCUUUUGUUGCCAGUUUAACAAAUUGACCAUUCAAAAUCCAGAGCCUUUAUUUUUGCGACUUCAUUUUUUUUCUUAUUUUUUCAAGAAAAUAUUGAUUUUACUUCUGCUGACAAAGAAAGUUCUUGUAAAUUUGUCCUCUUGAAUGGUGAUAAGCUAUAUUACACAUGAUAAAAUGUGAAGCAACUCUGAAAGCUCAUCUGUUUCUCUGAAGAAGGAAAUCCUGUUUUAUGCAUAAAACUUUAUAUUGCAACUGAAAUAGUACUGGAAACUUAAUUACCUCAAACUGAAUUCAUAACAAAAUGGCCUUACCUUGUGAAUGUCUUUUGUUAGCACCAAAGACAAAGUGUUUUAUUUUUUUAUCUUUUAUGCAACUCCUUGUUUCAUUGCAAACAUAUUAUAUGUGCAAAAUAUCAAAGGUAACAAACAGUGUGAGCUCAAACUGAUGUCAUUAUCAUAGACUUAAUCCAAUGAACAAAUAUAAAACACUUGAGUCCUCCGAAAAAUACACGGAGAUACUUUUUUUUGUGAUUUCAUACAUAUAUUCAUUUUACAUAUCAUAUUUUACCAUAAUGUUUUAUUUCUUAAUGUAUUUUACUACUAAUAAUGCCAUGAUGACAGAAUACAUCAAAACGAUACAGUAACUUCAAAGUUUGCAAUAAAAAGUAUUAUCAUAAACACUCGGAGUGUGUUUUAGUGCACUUAGCAGUUUUAAAAGUGCACAUUCCGUUUUGAAAUAAAAGUAAUGAAAUAGUUAUUGAGAUAAUUCUGUUAUUAUUUCUUCAAAAUGUAUUCUGUUGCCAUGGCAUUACUGUGACCACCAAUAUUUUUGUUAAAUUCAGUAUAAUUGUUCUGUCAUACGUCCAUAUUAUACAUCAUUACAAAUAAUUGGUCAUAUGACAUGACAUUCGUCCUCUUUUUACUUUGCAAGUAGCUGCAUUCAGCACCAGUAACAUACUGCCACCAGAUUUCCUAGCAAAUUUUUCAUGAUCAUAUACAGUGGCACCAUUAACAAAAUUUGUCUGGGGCUAGUUGAGACAUUUUCAUAUAUCUCAUGUAUUGCAUUCUGGUUGUGAAUGUAUUUGCUGUCCACAAUUACAAUGUGCAACACUUUUCUCACAUUUUGUUUCUGUAUUUUGUAAUGUUCCAGUUCUCCUCACUUUAAAGGUCAGUUUUAUUGAAUGGUGCAAUUAUAGUUUUGAACUAUCAUUUUUCUUCUCAAAUUUUUAGUUUUAGAAAAUUCAAAUAGAUUCCAACAGUUUUAUUGGAGUGUAGAAGUGUAGAAUGACCCAAGAAAUUUUUAGAGCUAGGCAAGCAUCUCUCUAUCUAUAUUCAUCAAUGUUUCAAACUUAGUCUUGAAAUGUGGAAAAAAUUCAAGUUUCUCUUACUGUCUUACAAAUGCCUCUGUACUGCUGAAAUUUUGCUUAGUUCUUUGACUUUGAUGUUCUGUAUUUAAGGCAAGUUUCAAUAAACUUUGUACAAAAUUGAUAGUGAGGCCAAAAGUAAUUUUAACAUUUCAAAAUCAUUACUGAAUAUGGAUCUUUAACUGUUAAGUAUUUAUUUCAUCCUUGCAUUGAGUAUCACUGGUAAGAUUUUCUUAUUGUGGGGGAAGCUCAAGUUGUUUAUAAUUUGGAGGCGACAACAACAAAACCCUUCCAUGACUUUAUGAAUCUCAUUGUUUAAAUACCUCGUUAAAAAACAGCUAGCACUGUCCAUUGCACUAAUUCAUUUACACUUCAGUAACCAUUUCUUCAUGUAAUAUCUUCUUUUUUCAUUGGUCCAUGUAUACAGACUUUUACAGUCAAAGUAACGUCUGUGUCCAAGAAGUGAUAGCUUUGCACUUAAGCACCAUGUUAACAACAUGUCUAAGAUUUUUUUUUUAUAAUUUUGCGGCGGACAAUCAGGCCAUCAUCAAUUCAGAAAACUUGAAAGCAUUAUCUUGGUGAGAACAGUAUUUUAGAUACAUGUGUUGCAUCAUGUUGUGGAACAUACCAAAAUUUAUUAAGGUACCGUCAGGCUUGAAAACUUGACCGCAGGUGUUGUUAUAUUUGCAAUAUUUUGUAUAUACGUGCAGAAGUAACUAAAUAUUUGUUUUCCAUUGCUUUUUACCUGUUUGAAGGUGAUAAGCAAUAAUGACUGUAUAAAAAAGGUUGCUUAUUACACCCUCCAAUAUAUUACAGUCAUAGAGUUCAUUUGAAAAAAGUACACAAGCAUUCGUUUUAUUUUCUUAUGGGAAAUGAUUUCGUAAAUAAAGUUUGACAGUUAGUGGAUAGAGAUUAUUCCAUUUAUCUGAACUUUCAUCUAUAUUAGCCUUGAUCUCAAGAUAGUAGAAACUCCUUUACCUGCUAUAUUAAUGUAGUAACACAUUAUCAUCAUUGUUAAGAAUUUAAGGUAGUGGUCUCAUACUAGAAAUCUGCAAUUCCCGUGCGAUUAUGUAUCCUUCGUAUGUGAUUUUGGCAUUUUUCGGACACAACAGAAAAUUAGUUUUCAAAAUCACCGGAGAAUGCCGAAAUCAUGUAAGGAAGAUACGUUAACCCUUACCAUGCUGGACACGAUUGGUUUUGCCUUUGCGAACAGUGCAGAUCAUGAUAAGCCUGCACAUCCAUGCAGUCUGAUCAUGAUCUGCACUGUUUGCCAUUCAGUCAGAAUCUUUUUGGUAAGUACCCCUUUUAACAAUUAAUGGUACUGUCCAAAUUGGACAAGUUCAUUAUAGAAAUUUAGAAAGGCAAGGGUUAACAAAUGAAAAUUGGCGAUUGUCAUUACCUAUCCACUACCUUAAAACUUACUUUUUUGUAAAACGAUAUUGGAGAUUUUAUGUAAGUAAAAUGGCAGAAAAAGUGUAAUUCUCUAUGACAUAUAACUGGUUUGUCUUGUAUUGAGAUUGUGAUCAAGUUGUACAUUUCAUCAUUAAACAUACAUUUUAAAUAUGUGUAUAGUUCAUUUGAAGUAAAAUGGGAUUUUAGAUGUCCUGUAUAUUUUAGUAACCUAUUUCCCAUUUUAAAACUUCAUUGAAUUGACUAUAUUGUAAUUUGACCAAGCUAGGAAAACCAAAGUCCCUUUUAUUAUUAAAGUAUUAUAUAUCUUGUUGUAUUUUAAUUGAAUAUAUUGCUUUUUUGUAAGUGUUUUCUUAAAGGUGCAAAGAAUGGUCAUUCUGAGUACUUGUGAAGUUUAUCUGUUGUUUACGAUUGCAUUUUCAGUUUUAAUCUACCCAAUGUUUCUAUACAACAUGUAUUAUAUGUAACAAACAUUGGGCUGUCAGUUUUUAGACCAGUUUCAAAAUGCAGCCUUGCCAUUGGCUAGUUUCAAGACCUCUCCAGAAUUGGGUGCUCGAGUUAUGUGAACAAAGUCAGGUUUUUGUAACUUGAUAACUUCAUUACUGUAACAUGAAACUCUUGUGUUACAUUAUAGUUACAUAAAUGGUGCGGGCUAAGGUCACAGUAUAUUAUAUUAUUAAUUCUUCAGGUAGAAGUACAUGUAUUGAGUAAAUUGGAAUAAAUAGGAAAUACGAUAUAAAACUGAGCUUUCAUAAACAAUAGAUAGACAAGUUGAUAUUUUUAUGUACAAUCAGUUUUGUGAUUUGACAUUGAGAGAGAAUGGUAACUGGUGUUUUUGUGUCUUAUCAUUUUAUGAAUCAUGAUUACAUUAUGUAUUAUAAUAUUGAAAGGAAGAGAAAAUAAAUAUACUACAAAACUAAA